CUCAGCCUUUCUGCUUCUGCAAUUUCAAGUUUUUGUUUAUUUUCGAGCUGGUUUGCUAAAGACGCUAAUGUAGCUAACAAUAAACAACGACUAGCUAAUUUCAUGACACAAUCACAAAGUCGCACGAGAAUGCCAAGUGACGUAAAAAUGCUCGGAAAUGACCGGAAAUGACGGCUCGGAAGGCUGGCGUCCGAGGUUUCAGGAACACACCAUCACAAUACACUCCCCCAAGUGUCCGUCGCCCCUGUGUACACAACAAAGUAAAAUAUGUUAAUGAACAUGUCACCGUGCAACUCCACAAUGGAAGAUGAGCUUUCGUCCAUAAUGGACGCACUGGCGAAAGCUGCCGUAUCUGAAAUUACCAAGCUUUUCUCGGAAGGCUCGGCUACCCUUCGCUUACAAAUAACUCGGAGCCUGAAAGAAAACGAAGCGAUGAAGACGAGGAUGAAGGUGAUGAGGAGGGAGCUGUUUUCUUUGCGGCUUCAAACUAGAUCAAAUGCAUCGCGUGCGGCAAGUCGUUUGGCCCUGGCUCGUGCCAUCAUCUGCCGGCCACGGACUAAACCACUGGGGAAUGAAGACUGCGAGGACUUUGGAGACAACAGCACACAGCGUGGCGCCAUCUCUGAGAGUCUACAUGCCCCUGGCUCCUCCCACAUGUCCAGUCACAGCGAGGAGCUGCGGACCCUGGGCAUCCAUGGAGAAGGGGAGGGCUCACUGGCGGUGGACGGGCAUGACGCCCUCUUCACUGCGUCCGAAGUGGAGGCCCUGAGCCCGCUGUCUGCGGACCACAGCGUGACCAAGAGCCUGGAGCGUGGCGAGCGGUUGGUCUGCCGCGAGGAGCUGACUGUGCAGCAGCAGACCCCAGACACCAUUUUAAUCAAGGAGGAAGAGGAUAUUGGUGGAGCCAUGCCCGCUCUAGAAGACUGCGAUGACUUUGAAGACCGCAGCACAAAGCGCGGCGCCACCUCGGAUGUUCUGCAUGUGGACGCCCCUGGCUCCUCCCACAUGUCAAGUCACAGCGAGGAGCUGCGGAUCCUGAGCGUCGCUGGAAAAGGGGAGGCCCCACUGGCGGUGGACGGCCAUGACACCCUGUUCAGCGCAUCCGAUCUAGAGGCCCGAAACUCGCUCCCCGCGGACCACAGCGUGGCCAAGAGCCUGGAGCGCGGCGAGUGGCUCGUCCACCUUGAGGAGCUGACUGAGCAUCGGAGCGGCCGCAAGGGCCGGCCCUGUGUCUUGUUUGGCAAGGGUUUUCCCGACAAUACCAAGAAGACCAUCCCAAUGAUUACCCACACCGGCGAGAAGCCAUACGGGUGCUACCAAUGCACGAAGCGCUUCCAAAAGAAAGCCAAUCUGAAGGCCCACAUGAGGACUCACUCGGGGGAGAAGCCCUACAGCUGUGACCAAUGCAUGAGGCGCUUCGGACGGAGCUCCCACCUGAAGCGCCACAUGAGCACUCACUCCCUACAGGUGAAGCCCUACAGGUGUGACCAAUGCAUGAAGAGCUUCGGUACCAGCUCUCACCUGAAGGUCCACUUGAGGAUUCACUCCGGGGAGAAGCCCUACAGUUGUAACCAUUGCAUGAAGAGCUUCAUUGUAGGCUCUCAGCUGAAGAUCCACAUCAGGACUCACUCCGGGGAGAAGCCCUGCGUGUGUCUGCAGUGCAACGCCAGCUUCGGCGACCCUAGCCAUUUGGCUAGGCACAUGCUCAAGCACAGAGGCAAUGAGGUGCUUUGACACGGAGCAAGGGGACGCUUUGAUUGACACCUCUAUCUUGUAUCGGUUGAAAUGACUGCUGUAGUUUUUUUUUUUUUUUAACGCUUUCCAGCUUUUGAUUCGCUUUAUGCUUUCAUUGUUGUAAAUAAUUGAUGUAUGUGUGAUGAAGAAUAACUUGAUCAUGCGAAGCGCAUACACUCAGUAGGACAAUGAGUGACCAUGAUUCUUUCACAUCGUGGGUUAAUACAAAUUUUGACUGUAUAAAUAUAUGUGCUCCAUAGUCACCAUAAGUAUUUAGCCAAUGGGAUGUCCCUGAAUGAGCAUGUGACAUAGAGGCGAGUUCACCAAGCUGCCGAAAGAGCUGUGAACCUAUGCAGUCCAGACAGCUGCUAUAGUGAGGAACGGACUGCACAAAGCAGACCCUUACUUACGGCUGAAAGGGAAACAACCUUGACCAGGAUGCAAUAGUUUGGUGCUAUGAGUGCUAUGCUCACAAACAGGACAAGAAAAUUAGACUCAAGGUGUGAAAAGUGAUUUUUUUUGUCUGCUAUGACAAGAACAGUUCAGCCUAUAUGGUUUGAAAAGUGCAGAAGCAUAGACUGGUGAAGUUUGUCAAACACAAAGCGGCAGACACAGCGACUGACAUGGCAGCUGUCAAUAAUGAUUCUGAGCUGCAGAAUAGAACUUACUAUACCAGGAAAAAUACUGAUGUGAGUCGAGCCCAUACACAGGACAACGUGCCAGUUACUAUGCCUGAAGUACACAGCCAGACACAGACACUUGAGCACAAGCGUUACCCUUCAAGAGAGAGGAAGAAACCAGAUUACUUGAGUGAAUAUGUGUCUGGCGAUAAUGAGAGUGAUGAUCAAGUACUCACUAACAGAUUAUUGCUACAGAGUAGUGACUAACAUCCACUUACAUUCAGAGAAGCUGUAACCUCACAUCACUCAAAAUAAUGGGUUAAUGCGAUGGAUGAGGAGAUACAAUCAUUAAAAGAAAAUGAAACAUUUACCCUAACACACUUGCCAGAGGACAAGAAAGGAGUGGAGGGUAGAUGGGUUUAUCCUAUUAAAAUCAAUCCAGAUGAAUCGGAAAAAUGCAAGGCACGCUAUGUAGCCAAAAGAUACAGUCAGAGGGUUGGUGUGGAUUAUGAGACUUUCUCCUACUGCUAACCUGACUAGUAUCAGAGUCUUGAUGCACAAUGCAAGAAAACUUCAUCUUACGUCAGAUGGAUGUCAAGACAGCCUACCUACAUGCACCAAUAUAUUUUGACAUUAAUAUGGAACAGCCGGAAGGUUAUGAGGUGAAAUCUGGCACAGAUACAAAGUUGGUAUGCAGGCUGAAGAAGUCGCUGUAUGGACUAAAACAAUCAGGCGGAAAUUGGAACAAGGUACUGCACGAGUAUUUCAGUGAAAACAACUUUGUGCAAAAUCCAAACACAAAUGGCAGACGCAGUACCACAGGGUGUUGUGUAAGCUUAACUGAAAAUGGACCUUUGAUCUCAUGGAAAACCAAAAUGCAGCCCACUGUGAGGUGGAGUACAUGGCGUUAGCGUCUACUACGGAAGAGGUUUGGUGCCUAGUUCAGCUGUUAGAGGGCAUCGACAGACAUCAAUACCCAGAGCCUAAUGUUUAUUAGGAUAACCAAGGUACAAAAGCGCUAGCAACAAAUCCUGUGAACAGACAGAGGAGUAAGCAUGUUGACAUCAAAUAUUGUUUUGUGAGGUCAACUGUGGGCGAUGGUAAGAUAAGUUUGAACUUUUGCCACAACAAGACAGAUUAGAUGGUAGCAAAUGUGAUGACAAAACCUGCAGCACAGUUUAAGUUGAUUAAGUUUACAAAGCUCAUGUUUGGAAACUAUGUAUUUCAAUUAAUGCGCCUGAUGAAGGUAGAAAACUAUGUUUUUUUGUUGUUUAAGUAUGUAGGCUACCAAUGUGAGAGCAAGUGGGGGUGUUGACAUGUAUGAUCUGUUGCUACACGUGAACCUCCUAAGAUGGCGCAAUUUGAUUGGUUCGCUAUGUCAAGAUAUUGGGCAAUAUCCCAUGAUUGAGAUCUUAAAUUCGGGAUAUUGUUUUCAUCGCAUGAUAUUAGAUCUUGUUUAUUUUUGGAGUGUUCGCGUGUAGUAUACACUAAAACAAUUAUUCACCUCAGGCUCCUUGAAUAGUGGGGAAGAAUAGCCCACUAUUACCCACUAUUCACUUCGCCUUCGGUGAAUAAUUGUUAAAUAUAUGGCCUCCAUUGACACCAUAAGUAUUGUGUAUUCAGCGGCAGCCAAUGAAAUGUCCCUGAAUGAGCAUGUGACCUAGAGGCAAGUUCAACUACACACACGUGUUUAAUAAACUACUCAGUGCCAGUAAAAACAGCACUGAUGCCCCAUCUGUGUGUUAUUUCCUCUGUAUAUUAUUUAAGCCUAGCACUGGGUAUGCAAGCCAGGACCGUGGAGCCAACCACCUCUGCUAACAACAAAGGAAACAAAGAUUUCCGGGUGUCAUCGGGUGCAUCGAUGGAACUCAUAUUCCUAUUAAAGCUUCUUCACUGAAUGAAGGAGACUAUGUCAAUAGGAAGUCCUUCCACAGCAUCAAUGUGCAGGUUGUAUGUGAUGCCAGAAAUAUCAUCACCCAAGUGGAGGCAAAGUGGCCGGGGUCUGUGCAUGACGCACGCAUAUUUCGGGAGUCUAAUCUGAACACUCGCUUUGCCCGUGGAGAGUUCGACGGUCAUGUUUUAGGUGACAGGGUACCCCUGCCAGCCUUGCCUUCUGACCCCGUAUGCCGAUCCCGUGCCAGGACCACAGCAGCGCUACAACUUGGCGCAUACGAGGACGAGAGCCAGGGUCGAAAACACGUUCUGGAUCCUGAAGGCAAGAUUCCAGUGCCUCCAAAUGCUGCGAGUCACACCAGAAAGGGCAUGUGACAUAAUUGCAUGUGUGGUUCUACACAACAUCGGUUUUGAGAGGGGAAAAUUGCCCACCUGCAAUUGCAGAUGAGCAGCACAUCAACCCAAACCAUGCCAUGGAUCCACAGGACGGAAGGGUGGUUAGAGAAAGACUCUGCCAAAAUCAUUUUGUUUGAGUUUUCUAUGUAGUUAAAUGCAUUUUAUGAUUUCCGAAAUGUUUUCUUUGGCAUUCUUUCGCCUUCCUGUAUGAUAGUAAACUCGUGUGACAGACCCAGCCUCUGCUAGGGGGUGACACUAUUCCAACAAAAUAACUUGUCCCACCACAGCCCGUGUUCUAAUAAAGACAAUCUACUUUU
Messenger RNA from Gadus morhua (Atlantic cod), 4960 nucleotides. RefSeq names its product zinc finger protein 107. The record is from RefSeq and is a predicted model, not a curated record. Gene Ontology annotation, cellular component: nucleus. The transcript is spliced from 7 exons. Gene Ontology annotation, biological process: regulation of gene expression. The coding region runs from base 268 to 1734 and encodes 488 amino acids. Lineage: Eukaryota; Metazoa; Chordata; Actinopteri; Gadiformes; Gadidae.